UUGAAUGGAAUUUUAGGAAUCAUGAAACGAUUGGAUUAUCUGCGAAUAGAGGAUGAUCACAAAGCUAGUUUCAUAGUUUUAAAUCUUCGACCUGAUGAACAGCAGCGCCUUUCAAAUGCUCUUAAUAAAAUUAUGAAAAAUCAAGGAAUCAUUCCUAUUAAAAUAACAAAAGAACAACAAAAACAGUUAUUUUUAAUAAAUUCUAUACCAUUCGUUGGUUUUGGUUUCCUUGAUAAUUUUAUUAUGAUAAUAGCUGGAGAAUAUAUUGAUCAGACCAUAGGUGUAUGGUUGGCAAUCUCAACAAUGGCUGCUGCAGCUUUAGGAAAUACAAUUUCCGAUGUAUCAGGCAUUGGUCUCGUACAUUAUGUCGAAGCAGUUGCUAGAAAAUUUGGUCUGUAUCAUCCUGAACUGACAGAUAAACAAUUAAAUUCGACUCUCGCGCGAACAAUAGUGAACUUAGGACGUGCUUUUGGUCUAAUUUCCGGAUGUCUUAUUGGGAUGUUUCCGCUUUUAUUUUUUAAUUCGAGUGAAUCUGAGUGA
Molecule: messenger RNA, 540 nt
Organism: Dracunculus medinensis (Guinea worm)
Lineage: Eukaryota; Metazoa; Nematoda; Chromadorea; Rhabditida; Dracunculidae
Source: the annotation of a GenBank genome assembly